UUGAGAAAUAGAAAUGCAGAGAGAGAGAGAGAGAGAAACGAAAUAAACACGAAAAAUCUACAGAAGGUAUGCACGUUAGAGGGGUCUCAACCUGAAAAUUUCAACCCUUUCCAAAUCCCAUAAUCCCUUCACAAAAAACCCUUUUCAUUUCAAGAAUCAAUAUUCUUUGUUUCUGGAAGAUAUUUUGUUGCCCAAAUUGGAUUUUGAACUCCCAGAGGAAAAACAACCUCAUUUCCUUUUUUUGUUCUUGGUUUUUGUUCAUGUGUUUGAUGUCAUCUUCAUUUGCAAGAAUUUUUGGUUGAUUUCUAAAGAGAAGAUGGGUAGAUGAAGGCAUUCAUUCUCAUUUUUUAAGGACAUUGUCUCCGGAGGCUUGAGUUUUCCCCUAUUGUCAUGCAUGGCUAAGAAUUGAAAAUCAAGAAAAUACUUCUUUAGGGUUCAAGAUUUGAUCUUGACCAGUGGGUCAGCUGCUGAAGAAUCUUUCUUCCCGGGUUCUAAUAUGCUGAAUCUUUGAUGCGUGUUUGAGAAGGCUCCAAAAUUUUUCUUCAACAAAGAAGUGGGAUUUUUGAUCUUGAAGGCCUGUUUGGGGAUUUGAGAAUGGGGUAAAUGAAGAAACUGAAUUAUGGAUCUUUGAGUUCAGGGAUUCUGUUUUAUGGAGAAGAAUAGGAGGGUGAACACAAGAUUUCUUGAUAAUUCAAAUGGGUUUUGGUCUGAUUGGUGGGUUGUUGCACCUAGUUAUAUUGCAACGUGAAUGGCUGAUUUGCAGAGGCCUAGUCUUGUGGACAGAGACAUUGACCAGGCCAUUACAGCCCUUAAGAAAGGGGCACACCUGCUGAAGUAUGGACGGAGAGGGAAGCCGAAGUUUUGCCCAUUUCGACUUUCUUCAGAUGAGUCUACCCUGAUAUGGUACUAUGGAAAAGAUGAAAAACAGCUCGAGCUACGUCAAGUUUCAAAGAUAAUUCCUGGACAGAGGACUGCAAUAUUUCAGCGGUACCCUCGGCCCGAAAAGGAAUACCAGUCGUUUUCACUUAUAUAUAGUGACAGAUCCUUGGAUUUGAUAUGCAAAGAUAAGGAUGAAGCUGAGGUUUGGUUUGCUGGUUUAAAAGCUCUGAUUGCACGUGCUAACUACAAGAAAGUAAGAAAUGAAGCAAGGCAUGAAAGUGCAUCAUCAGAUGGUCUAUUUGGUCGCAGGUUAUCUACUAGUUCAUCUGGUCGGAGGGCUGCCACAUCAAGUUUCUCUGAUCUGGGAGAUAACCAACGAUCUGAUGAUACUUCUCAGAGCAGAUUGGGAAAAGCAUUUGCUGAUGUUGUGUCAAUCACUGCAACACCCAAGUAUCCUCAACUCACUGAUUCUUUUCCCACUUUCCAGCCAGCUGGGGCUGUAGAAAACCCAAAUGCCCGAACCUCGGGAGCCGAUACAUUCAGGAUGAGCCUUUCUAGUGCUGUAAGUUCAUCAAGUCAAGGUUCCUGUAAUGAGGAUUUUGAUAACUUGGGAGAUGUUUUCAUCUGGGGAGAAGGCAUGGAUCACGGGGUAAUGGGAGGUGGUCUGAUUAGAGUUGGUAGAUCAUCGAACAUGAAGGUUGAUGCUCUAUUGCCCAAGGCUUUGGAGUCAACAGUGGUACUUGACGUGCAAAAUAUUGCUUGCGGCAAGAGACAUGCAGUUUUAGUCACUAAACAAGGGGAAAUAUUCAGCUGGGGUGAAGAGGCUGGGGGUAGGCUUGGUCAUGGAGUUGAAGCUGAUAUUUCCCAUCCAAAGCUCAUUGAAAAUCUUAGUGGCAAGAACAUUGAUAUGGUAGCAUGUGGAGAGUAUCAUACUUGUGCUGUUACACUCUCUGGUGACCUUUACACUUGGGGUGAUGGUUCUCUUAACUGCGGUUUGCUUGGGCAUGGAAGCGAGGCCAGUCACUGGAUCCCCAAAAGGGUUGGUGGACCCCUUGAUGGCCUACAAGUGUCAUUUGUCUCUUGUGGUCCUUGGCAUACAGCUUUAUUGGCAUCUCCUGGCCGGCUGUUUACGUUUGGAGAUGGAACUUUUGGUGCACUGGGACAUGGAAGUCGUAGUAAUACCAGUAUUCCACGGGAAGUGGAAGCUUUAAAGGGAAUGCAGAUUUUGAGGGUUGCUUGUGGUGCAUGGCACACUGCAGCAGUAGUGGAAGUUAAUUCUGAAUCUCCUAAUUCUGGAAGAUCCAGCCAGACUUUAGCUGGAAAUCUGUUCACAUGGGGGGAUGGGGAGAAAGGGCGGCUGGGGCAUGGCGAUAAUAAUUCCAGACUCAUUCCCCAGUGCAUCGCUUCUCUGGUUGGCACAAGUUUUACUCGGGUAGCCUGUGGGAAUGACUUCACUGUUGGUCUGACUUCUUCAGGACAAGUGUACGCCAUGGGAGCUUCAGUGUCAGAUGGAAAGUUUCCUACUCGUGUAAAAGGUGACAUAACAGACAGUUGUGUGGAAGAGAUUGCUUGUGGUUCACAUCAUGUUGUAGUUUUGACAUCGAAAGCAGAAGUUUAUACCUGGGGUAAGGGUGCAAACGGGCAACUCGGCCAUGGUGACAAUGCUGACCGGAGCAUGCCCACACUCGUCAAAUUCUUCAAAGAUAAACAAGUGAAGAGCAUAACGUGUGGUUCAAAUUUUACUGCCGUUAUAUGUCUCCACAAAUGGAUAUCUGGUGCUGACAAUUCCUCUUGCUCUGGCUGCCAUAUUCCUUUUAACUUCAUACGAAAGCGUCAUAACUGUUAUAACUGCGGACUUGUCUUUUGCAAAGCAUGUAGCAGUAGGAAGUCUCUUAAAGCCUCUUUAGCCCCUAGCACGAACAAGCCAUAUCGUGUUUGCGAUGAUUGUUUCACCAAAUUACAGAAGGCUGCAGAUACUGCAGCUGUUCUUCGUAAUGUUAAAACUGGAGGUUCGCCAUAUAAGCCCAGUGAAUCGACUGAAAAGGAGACUGGGGUUCCUCGUUUACCAGGAAAUGCUUCCAGACUCUCAUCUGCUGAGUCAUUCAAGUCGGAUAGAAGCUCUGCAGUCAAAUGUGAAUCAAAUGAUAAUCGUGUAUUUCCACUUCAGAACGGAAAUAUUCAGAGGCCAAGCAUUUCUUCAAAAUCACCAACUAGCCCAUUUGGAUCUUCUCAGAAUUUUCUUUCGUUUUUCCUUCCAGAUUCUAGAUUGUUUUCUCGGUCACCAUCUCCAGUGCUUGGGAAGAGCUCUCUGAGGUCUACAACACCUUCACCAUCUUCAUCUCUCACCCUUCGGACGUCAGAAGUAACCCCAGAUGAUAUGAGGAUCGGUGGUAAUGAUAGCCUAAGCCUGGAGGUCAGAAGUUUAAAGGCACAGGUAGAAAAACUUACAAGCAAAACCCAAGUUCUUGAAGCUAAACUGGCAAGAAAAUCGAAGCAGCUGAAGGAGAUGAAUGCACGGGCAGCAGAUGAAGCUGAAAAAAGCAAAGCUGCAAAAGAAGUGAUCAAGUCUCUCACUGCUCAGUUGAAGGAGAUGGCUGAAAGAGUGCCAGUGGAACAGCUUGCCUCCAGCAACUUGGAUGCUAAUGAGCAAAUGGCAAGUGAAAUUAGUUGUCCAUCCAACAGGAGCAGCGUGGCAAGUGCAGCCUCUCCGACGAGUGAUUUUAGUGACAAUUCAAGUACUCUGCCACUAUCUAAUGGAACAACGGUUCAAGGACAGAAAUUGGAGCGGGUUAUACAAGAUGAGCCUGGUGUCUACAUAACUCUUGUCAGCUUACCCAAUGGUGUUAAUGAACUGAGACGAGUUCGUUUCAGUAGGAAACAUUUCACAGAGGAUCAGGCAGAGAAGUGGUGGGCUGAAAACGGGACGAGGGUAUGUGAGAGAUACAAUAUCAAAACUGUGCUUUAGCUUGACAACAACCAGCCUUGUCGACAGAGUUGAAAUUCAUGAUGGCUACUUCUUCAGGAUGUUCUUCCUUUCUGGUGCUAACUGUAAAUUCUUUUCGUAGUUGUUUUCUUUUGUUGCUAGAACUUUACAUGUUUGGAUUUUGGUGUUUUCUCAUGUUUGUGCAGUAGUAAUCUUUUACCGUUCGUCCAUUUAUAGUGAGAAAUCGCCAAUGUAGCUCUAAAACUUCAGGGAGAUUAAGAAAUUUUCAGGUACUCAUGAAUACAGUGUCGUCUUCUUUUUACAAGAAGCAUGAUGCCGUCUCCUUCCAAAUUUCUACACAAUGGUUCACCAAUGAAGUGAUUCUAGCACUUUAAAACACACAAAAAGAACAACUGAGAGUGUAUUUGUUAUUACCUAAACUAUACUUGUUUAACGUCGUAAUAAGAGUGGACAGAAAUUCCAAAACAGACUCAUUCUCUAAAGGAACAAAUUUGGUCAUAUUCAGCACCUUCUCAUUGGAAGCUGCUCUUCUCAUCUGCAGAAAAUAUGAUCUAAAAUUUAGCAAUUACAUGCGUCUAUUGGUAG
Sesamum indicum (sesame) is the source of this 4408-nucleotide messenger RNA. Its product is annotated as Regulator of chromosome condensation (RCC1) family with FYVE zinc finger domain-containing protein. The record is from RefSeq and is a predicted model, not a curated record. Gene Ontology annotation, molecular function: metal ion binding. NCBI's taxonomy places the organism in Eukaryota, Viridiplantae, Streptophyta, Magnoliopsida, Lamiales, Pedaliaceae.